GGCCGAUUGCGCUAUAAGCAAAGUUUGCUUUCUGUACUUUUGGUUUCCAUUGUGUAAUUGUCUAUAAAUCUAUUACUAUGUCAAAUGUUACUUAAAUAUAAAACUGCAUUAUCUAUAAAAUAAAUCAAAAGGCGUGCAGCCAUGUCGCUGCCGCCGUACCUUCUGGGGCCCAACCCCUGGGCCACCAUGAUGGCACAACAGCAGCUGGCGGCGGCGCAACAGGCCGCACUGCAGGCCCACGCCGCCGCCGCUGCUGCUGCUCCACCGGUGCCGCCAUCGCAGCCCCCCAAAUCACAUCACAUACCGGAAGAAAAGAUCAAAGAAAAAUCUCAAAAAUGGCUCCAACUCCAAUCAAAGCGUUUCUCAGAAAAGCGCAAAUUCGGAUUUGUGGAUGCUCAAAAAGAGGACAUGCCACCAGAACACAUCAGAAAAAUCAUCCGUGACCAUGGUGACAUGACUAGUCGCAAAUACCGACAUGACAAAAGAGUGUAUCUUGGGGCAUUGAAAUAUAUGCCUCAUGCUGUAAUGAAGCUUCUUGAGAACAUGCCCAUGCCAUGGGAGCAAAUCAGAGAUGUAAAAGUCUUAUACCAUAUUACUGGCGCUAUCACAUUUGUGAAUGAAAUCCCAUGGGUUAUUGAGCCAGUAUAUAUUGCACAGUGGGGAACAAUGUGGAUUAUGAUGCGUAGAGAAAAACGAGAUCGUAGGCAUUUCAAACGCAUGAGGUUCCCUCCUUUUGACGAUGAAGAACCUCCUUUGGACUAUGCUGACAACAUCUUGGAUGUAGAACCUUUAGAACCAAUCCAAAUUGAUUUGGACGCUGAUGAAGAUGGAGCUGUGGGGUCCUGGUUUUAUGACCACAAGCCAUUAUUGAAUACAAAACAUGUAAAUGGUUCAACAUACAGACGUUGGAACUUAACAUUACCACAGAUGGCGACUCUGUAUCGUCUUGCUAAUCAAUUGCUGACUGACUUGGUAGAUGAUAAUUAUUUCUACCUGUUUGAUUCCAAGAGUUUCUUCACUGCUAAAGCCUUGAAUAUGGCAAUACCGGGUGGACCAAAGUUUGAACCUUUAGUUAAAGACAAUUCUGCUGGAGAUGAAGACUGGAAUGAAUUUAAUGAUAUUAACAAAAUCAUUAUUCGUCAACCAAUAAGAACUGAGUAUAGGAUUGCUUUCCCAUACUUGUACAACAACCUGCCUCAUUUUGUGCAGCUGUCUUGGUAUCACACGCCCAAUGUGGUCUACAUUAAAACAGAAGACCCUGAUCUCCCAGCAUUCUACUUUGAUCCCCUCAUUAAUCCCAUUUCUCAUCGACAUUCGGUGAAGUCUCUAGAUCCAGUGCCUGAGGAGGAAGAGUUUGUUCUACCGGAAGAGGUGACUCCUUUCUUACAGGAGACUGCACUGUACACAGAUAACACAGCUAACGGAAUUUCUCUACUGUGGGCGCCCAGACCCUUCAAUACGCGAUCAGGUCGAACUCGUCGCGCUAUUGAUGUGCCAUUGGUAAAGACUUGGUACAAGGAGCAUUGUCCCCCAGGACAACCAGUAAAAGUCAGAGUGUCAUAUCAAAAACUACUGAAGUACUAUGUGCUCAAUUCUCUAAAGCACAGACCACCAAAGCCACAGAAAAAAAGAUACUUGUUCCGCUCGUUUAAAUCUACAAAGUUCUUCCAAACUACAACAUUGGACUGGGUUGAGGCUGGGCUUCAAGUGUGCCGCCAAGGCUACAAUAUGCUCAAUCUGUUGAUUCACCGGAAGAAUCUGAACUACCUUCAUUUGGACUAUAAUUUCAACUUGAAACCAGUGAAGACUCUCACUACUAAAGAGAGAAAGAAGUCUCGAUUUGGAAAUGCAUUCCAUUUAUGCCGUGAGAUCCUCCGGCUCACAAAACUGAUCGUUGACUCACACGUUCAAUAUCGUCUCAACAACGUGGACUCGUUCCAAUUGGCUGACGGUCUACAGUACAUAUUCGCCCACGUUGGUCAGCUAACUGGCAUGUACCGAUACAAGUACAAGCUAAUGAGACAGAUCAGAAUGUGCAAGGAUUUGAAGCAUCUGAUAUACUACCGGUUCAAUACGGGUCCGGUGUCUAAAGGUCCUGGCUGUGGUUUCUGGGCACCGGGCUGGCGUGUUUGGCUAUUCUUCAUGCGUGGUAUUACGCCGCUACUUGAGCGCUGGCUCGGUAAUUUGCUGUCCAGGCAGUUUGAGGGCAGACAUUCCAAGGGUGUUGCCAAAACGGUGACAAAGCAGCGUGUCGAAUCUCACUUCGACCUGGAGCUGCGCGCUUCUGUCAUGCACGACAUCGUGGAUAUGAUGCCUGAAGGUAUCAAACAGAACAAAGCCAGGACAAUCCUGCAGCAUCUGUCUGAAGCGUGGAGAUGUUGGAAGGCGAAUAUACCUUGGAAGGUACCAGGUUUGCCGACCCCUAUAGAGAACAUGAUUCUCCGCUACGUAAAGAUGAAGGCGGACUGGUGGACAAACACUGCACAUUACAACCGCGAGCGUAUACGUCGUGGCGCUACUGUCGACAAGACUGUUUGCAAGAAGAACCUCGGUCGUCUCACCAGAUUGUACCUCAAAGCCGAACAGGAGCGUCAGCAUAAUUAUCUAAAGGACGGUCCGUACAUCUCUCCCGAAGAAGCUGUAGCCAUUUACACAACAACCGUUCACUGGCUUGAAUCGCGUCGUUUCGCACCAAUACCAUUCCCACCCCUGUCAUACAAGCACGACACAAAGCUGCUGAUUCUAGCGCUCGAGCGGCUAAAGGAGGCGUACAGCGUCAAGUCCAGAUUGAAUCAGAGCCAAAGGGAAGAACUUGGGCUUAUUGAGCAGGCUUAUGAUAAUCCGCACGAAGCUCUUUCGAGAAUUAAGCGUCAUUUACUUACGCAGAGGACAUUCCGAGAGGUGGGUAUCGAGUUUAUGGAUCUCUACUCCCACUUGGUUCCCGUGUACGAUGUAGAGCCCCUGGAGAAGAUCACUGACGCAUAUCUGGACCAGUAUCUGUGGUAUGAAGCUGACAAACGGAGAUUACUGCCGCCGUGGGUGAAACCAGCAGAUACAGAGCCCUCGCCGUUACUUGUUUACAAAUGGUGUCAGGGUAUAAACAAUCUGCAAGAUGUCUGGGAAGUAGGCGAGGGCGAGUGUAACGUACUCCUGGAAUCACGGUUCGAGAAAUUAUACGAGAAAAUCGAUUUGACACUGCUAAAUAGAUUACUCCGUUUAAUUGUGGAUCACAACAUCGCUGAUUAUAUGACUGCAAAGAACAAUGUUGUUAUCAAUUAUAAGGACAUGAACCACACAAAUUCCUAUGGCAUCAUACGUGGUUUGCAAUUCGCGUCAUUCAUCGUCCAGUACUACGGCUUAGUACUGGAUCUACUGGUGCUGGGGUUACAGCGCGCUAGUGAGAUGGCUGGACCACCGCAGCUGCCAAACGAUUUUCUAUCCUAUCAAGACAGGCAGACUGAAACAGCACACCCUAUUAGGCUGUACUGCAGAUACGUGGACAGGAUUCACAUAUUCUUCCGAUUCACGGCUGAGGAAGCUCGCGAUCUGAUCCAGAGGUACCUAACGGAGCAUCCCGACCCCAACAACGAGAACAUCGUCGGCUACAACAACAAGAAAUGUUGGCCCCGCGACGCGCGCAUGAGACUCAUGAAGCACGAUGUUAAUCUUGGUCGCGCCGUAUUUUGGGACAUAAAGAAUCGCUUGCCGCGUUCUGUAACAACUAUACAAUGGGAGAAUAGCUUUGUAUCUGCAUACUCAAAGGACAAUCCCAACCUGCUCUUCAAUAUGGCCGGGUUUGAAUGCAGGAUACUGCCUAAAUGCCGCAGCCAACACGAAGAACUCUCACAUCGAGACGGAGUAUGGAAUUUGCAAAAUGAGGUAACAAAAGAGCGAACCGCGCAAUGUUACCUUCGGGUCGAUGACGAGUCUCUCGCGCGCUUCCACAACCGAGUACGGCAAAUUCUGAUGGCUUCAGGUUCUACCACGUUUACGAAAAUCGUUAAUAAAUGGAACACGGCACUUAUUGGUCUAAUGACAUACUUCCGUGAAGCAGUAGUAAACACACAGGAGCUCCUCGAUCUGCUAGUGAAGUGUGAGAACAAGAUACAGACCCGUAUCAAGAUUGGUCUAAACUCCAAAAUGCCCUCGCGUUUCCCGCCCGUCGUCUUUUACACACCUAAGGAGCUGGGCGGGCUCGGCAUGUUGUCUAUGGGACAUGUAUUGAUUCCACAGUCUGAUCUCCGCUGGUCGAAACAAACAGAUGUUGGCAUCACUCAUUUCCGUUCGGGUAUGUCCCACGACGAAGACCAACUGAUUCCCAACUUGUACCGCUACAUCCAGCCGUGGGAAGCAGAGUUUGUCGACUCACAGCGAGUUUGGGCGGAAUACGCGCUCAAACGCCAAGAAGCUAAUGCUCAGAAUAGACGUCUCACUCUGGAGGAUUUGGAAGAUUCAUGGGACAGAGGCAUUCCAAGGAUCAACACACUCUUCCAAAAAGAUAGACAUACCCUCGCUUAUGACAAAGGCUGGCGUAUACGAACAGAAUUCAAGCAGUACCAAGUGCUCAAGCAGAAUCCGUUCUGGUGGACGCACCAGCGUCACGACGGCAAGCUGUGGAACUUAAACAACUACCGUACCGACAUGAUCCAAGCCCUCGGCGGAGUUGAAGGCAUCCUCGAGCACACACUCUUCAAGGGCACAUAUUUCCCAACAUGGGAAGGUCUUUUCUGGGAGAAAGCGUCAGGUUUCGAAGAGUCAAUGAAGUACAAGAAGUUAACGAACGCGCAGCGAUCCGGUUUGAACCAAAUCCCGAACCGUCGUUUCACAUUGUGGUGGUCGCCCACUAUUAAUCGCGCCAACGUAUACGUCGGUUUCCAGGUACAACUGGAUUUGACAGGCAUAUUCAUGCACGGCAAAAUCCCGACGCUGAAGAUAUCGCUCAUCCAGAUCUUCAGGGCUCACUUGUGGCAGAAAGUGCACGAAUCAAUUGUCAUGGACUUGUGUCAGGUGUUUGAUCAAGAGCUCGACGCGCUUGAGAUUGAGACAGUGCAGAAGGAAACCAUUCAUCCUCGUAAAUCGUACAAGAUGAACUCGUCUUGUGCCGACAUACUACUCUUCUCUGCAUACAAAUGGAACGUGUCCAGGCCGUCACUACUAGCCGACACCAAAGAUACAAUGGACAACACGACGACUCAGAAAUACUGGCUGGAUAUUCAACUGCGGUGGGGUGACUACGAUUCACAUGACGUGGAGAGAUACGCGCGCGCAAAGUUCCUGGACUACACCACAGACAACAUGUCCAUUUAUCCAUCACCAACGGGCCUACUCAUCGCCAUCGAUCUCGCGUACAAUCUGCACAGUGCAUACGGCAACUGGUUCCCUGGCUGCAAACCCCUCAUCCAACAAGCUAUGGCGAAGAUAAUGAAAGCCAAUCCUGCCCUCUACGUACUCCGGGAGCGUAUCCGUAAAGCUCUGCAGCUUUAUUCUUCGGAGCCCACUGAACCGUAUCUCUCGAGUCAGAACUACGGUGAACUGUUCUCUAACCAGAUCAUUUGGUUUGUCGACGAUACGAACGUAUAUCGCGUAACGAUCCACAAGACGUUCGAGGGCAACUUGACUACAAAGCCCAUCAACGGUGCCAUCUUCAUCUUCAACCCGCGCACCGGCCAGCUGUUCCUCAAGAUCAUCCACACGAGCGUAUGGGCGGGACAAAAACGUCUGGGACAGCUCGCCAAAUGGAAGACUGCUGAGGAAGUGGCUGCGCUCAUUCGUUCCUUGCCAGUGGAGGAGCAGCCUAAACAGAUUAUUGUCACCAGAAAGGGAAUGUUGGAUCCACUUGAGGUCCACUUGCUGGAUUUCCCGAACAUCGUGAUCAAAGGGUCCGAGUUACAGCUGCCGUUCCAGGCAUGUCUCAAGGUGGAGAAGUUUGGUGAUCUGAUUCUGAAGGCCACAGAGCCGCAGAUGGUGUUGUUCAACUUAUAUGAUGAUUGGCUGAAGACUAUAUCGUCGUACACUGCGUUCAGUCGUCUCAUUCUUAUCCUACGAGCGCUCCACGUGAACACUGAACGUACCAAAGUCCUAUUGAAGCCGGACAAGACGACUCUUACCGAGCCACACCAUAUCUGGCCGACAUUGUCAGACGAUGACUGGAUAAAAGUGGAAGUUCAACUUAAAGAUCUCAUAUUGGCGGACUACGGCAAAAAGAACAACGUGAACGUGGCGUCACUAACUCAAUCUGAGAUUCGUGAUAUAAUCCUUGGUAUGGAAAUAUCGGCUCCGUCCGCACAACGCCAACAAAUUGCCGAAAUCGAAAAGCAGAGUAAGGAGCAGAGUCAACUGACGGCAACCACCACCAGGACUGUCAACAAACACGGCGAUGAGAUCAUAACUUCUACCACCAGCAACUAUGAGUCGCAGACAUUCAGUUCGAAAACAGAAUGGCGCGUGCGAGCAAUAUCUGCAACGAACCUACAUUUACGCACCAACCACAUUUAUGUGAGCUCCGAUGACAUCAAGGAGAGUGGAUACACUUACAUUCUACCAAAGAAUUUACUCAAGAAGUUUGUCACCAUUUCUGAUUUAAGAGCACAGAUCGCUUGCUACUUAUACGGCACGUCACCUGCGGAUAAUCCGAUGGUGCGCGAAGUGCAGUGUGCGGUGGUUGUGCCACAGUGGGGCACUCACCAGCAAGUGCACUUGCCGCGUCAACUGCCGCGCCAUCCCGCACUCGCGCAUCUCCAACCACUCGGCUGGAUGCACACGCAGCCUAACGAACUGCCGCAGCUCUCUCCGCAGGACAUAACAACACACGCUAAAAUAAUGGCUGAAAAUCCAUCCUGGGAUGGUGAGAAGACCAUAAUCAUCACGUGUUCCUUCACGCCCGGCUCGUGUUCGCUCACCGCAUACAAACUCACCCCCAGCGGUUACGAAUGGGGCGCCCGGAAUACGGACAGGGGUAAUAAUCCUAAGGGAUACCUGCCUAGCCAUUAUGAGAGGGUACAGAUGCUGUUGUCAGAUAGGUUCCUAGGAUACUUCAUGGUUCCAUCACAAGGCAGUUGGAAUUACAAUUUCAUGGGGGUUCGUCACGAUCCAAACAUGAAGUACGGCGUUCAGUUAGGCAACCCUCGCGAGUUCUACCACGAGGUACACCGGCCAGCUCAUUUUAUGAACUUCGCAGCGAUGGAAGACGCCACUGCGCCAACGCUCGCAGCAGACAGAGAAGACCUUUUCGCAUAGUUUAGUUGCAUUUCGUUCUACAUAGAAACAAAUGUAUAUUAUAUUUUAAGAGAAAUAAAUUGUAAUAAAUUUUUCA
This is a messenger RNA of Achroia grisella, 7312 nucleotides long. RefSeq names its product pre-mRNA-processing-splicing factor 8 (gene Prp8). Gene Ontology annotation, molecular function: U2 snRNA binding; U5 snRNA binding; metallopeptidase activity. The record is from RefSeq and is a predicted model, not a curated record. The transcript is spliced from 35 exons. Lineage: Eukaryota; Metazoa; Arthropoda; Insecta; Lepidoptera; Pyralidae. Gene Ontology annotation, cellular component: catalytic step 2 spliceosome; U5 snRNP. The coding region runs from base 142 to 7236 and encodes 2364 amino acids. Gene Ontology annotation, biological process: spliceosomal tri-snRNP complex assembly; mRNA splicing, via spliceosome.